This is a messenger RNA of Puccinia graminis f. sp. tritici CRL 75-36-700-3, 3511 nucleotides long. RefSeq lists its product as uncharacterized. Gene Ontology annotation, biological process: lipid metabolic process. The record is from RefSeq and is a predicted model, not a curated record. NCBI's taxonomy places the organism in Eukaryota, Fungi, Basidiomycota, Pucciniomycetes, Pucciniales, Pucciniaceae. The transcript has 5 exons. Bases 1136 to 3040 code for a protein of 634 amino acids. Gene Ontology annotation, molecular function: phosphoric diester hydrolase activity.
CCGAUACAACACCAAAAGAUAUAAUAUUCAAGCCAGGCCAUUGCGAAUUAAGGGCUUGAUACACCAGCUGAUCCUGAACCAGAGGGAUACACACCAGGAAGCUCAAGUUUUUGACAAUUGACUUCCGUUCGCACAACCGUCAAAUCGAUCUUCAAUAUUUUGUUUUUUCACUUCGGAAGGCUCUGCUUAAAGCCCCACUUCACCCACCACCCUCUUUGCUCCCCACCCACUGUUACACCACAACGUGCACGACGCCGUCACUUGUGCGCCCUCUAGUACUCGAGCCGGAAUUCUCAGUCACAUCUUUUCUUCCUCCCCCUCCCCCCCCUUAUAAAGACAUCUAUACCCGGGAUCGCAAAAUCUUGUCGUCGUACCUCCUUCUACAACAAGGAAACCACCAAAUCAAGAAGAUUGUCCAACUUCUUCGCAUUUAAACCUUAUAUCGAGUGACGCAUUCUGCUUGUAUAAAUUACAAACUUUCUAUCCGACUCCAAUUUACAUCUUUAUUUCAAUUUUCCACCCUAUCUUCCAAUCUCACCUUUUCUACUUUCGUCAUUUUUGUUGUUAUUUUUUUCCGUAGCUUGGUAUAUAUACCCCCAGUGGUGGUCAUUAUCACCCUUAUAACGACCGCAUUGACUCCGCUUCCAACCCAAUCUCUAAAUCUUUGGGAUUAUUUUUCUAAAUACAUGCUCGGUGUCUCUCCUUCGACCUAACUCAGCCUUCCCGUGUUUCUUACACUUUUCAUCAAACCGGCCUGCAUCAACAUUCCCGGGUCGUGUUCCUGGUCGAGGCAUCCUAGCAAGUUUUCUGGAUAUUCUACAACAUACACACCACAUUCCUUCAAUCCACCUGUCGAAUUCCUCCAGGCAAGAUCUCAUACUUCAAAGGAAGUUAUACCCAAAUCCUUACCGGCAAUACUAUCGCAGACACUCGCUUCAAUUUUUUUUUUCAAUUUUACUUUACACCCGCGUUUUCCCCAAGACUUACCCGCGUUCUCUCUUAGACUUUCACUCAUUCAACUCGAUUUUGACGCGACCAACCGAGCAAUAGAGAGUCGACAAAUCAAGAGAUCAUUAUACACAAAUCAGGUUUCUGUUGAACGGCGGUUCAGAUUUGCAGCAACAGAUCAGGAAGAAUGGUUGACCACUUUUUGCCCAUCUCAAUAUCCAAUCGGACCAGUGCCACGAUCCAAAUCCAUUGUGAAGCAUCUUCAUCAACCUCGUCAGAAUACAAAGAUUCUAUAGGCGCCUUCCAGACCACGUUGACGAAAGCCAUCAAAGCGGAUUUCACGUUGAAAAACCUCGAGAUAUUGAUAUCCAUUGAUUUGGAAGAGCCCACAUUAGUCAAGAUCCAACUAGUCAAAAGGAGGAGAAGAAACUGUCGCCUCCAGGAUCAGCGUACUGAGGCUAGUAGUAGUACCACCACCACCAUCACCGAUGAUAAUCAACACCCCACAAAGAAGAACGAAAUCCUUCGCAACAAAUCUGCUAUCAUCAAGAACAAAAUUCAAGGAACGCUGCUCAGUAAAGUCGAUCAAAACCGGAAAUUCUUCAGAUUGAAAAUUGAUUAUUAUUUGAAUUCUCAGCCUCUCAAACCCCGAGACCAGCAGAUUAUUGAAGAGCAAGCUGAAGCUGACGACGCGCCACUCGAGCAGCCAACAGAGGUGGCUAUAGCUCAAGACAACGACGCUGAGCAUCAAGCACUGCAAGGAAAGACUCUGGAAGUGCAAGGCAAGAAUCCUGGUGCCACUGAAGCCUCACCUGAUCAGGCGCAGGAAAGUUCAGCUGCCCGCCGCAAUAGCCUCAAUCAGUCUCCUGGGAAGAGAUUGUUUGUUCCGAAGUUUGAGAUCUUCCAAGUCAUCUCCCCUGAUGGUUCGGUUUCAAUCAUGAUCCUCAAAAGCCGGAAUUUCUCGAAUUGGAUGUCACAUUUGCCUGACGAAGUAGCGAUCUCUGAACUCACGAUUCCCGGUUCCCAUCAAAGUUGUGCAAUAUACGGAUGGCCAGUCGCCCGAUGUCAAACUAGAUCAUUAGCUAGACAACUGAAAGAUGGGAUAAGAUUUCUAGACAUCAGAUUAGCCUUACCGAACAAGAAGAAGGCGAGCCCGAGCCACCCGACGGAUGAGACAGGAAAACUGAUCGCCUAUCAUGGAAUCCAAUCGCAAGCGAUCAAAUUCCAAGAGAUCCUCCGAAUCUUGGACGAUUUCUUGAGUGCCCAACCAACAGAAACUUUGAUCGUCAGCAUCAAAAGAGAGAAUCACUCGGAUGCUGAACUUUUCAAGAAAACCUUGCUCCAUGAAUUCGUCGAUUUUUAUCAAUCCGAGCAAAGCUUUAAAUCCCAUUGGUGGUUGAAUGCUUUCUUGCCCAAUUCCUUGAAACAAGUCCGCGGAAAAAUCAUCCUUUUCUCACGCAAACUUUUCCAUUCUGCCGGUGAAGAAGAUUUUGGGAUCAGAUUUCCAGUUUGGCCAAACAACUCGAGCGAAAUAUGGGAAACGAGCAUCCCCAAUACGAAUGUUGCGGUCCAAGAUUGGUAUGACAUUGGAUCGUGUUUAUCGAUUUCGAAAAAAUCGACUUUGGCAUGUGUUUCGUUAUGUGGCGCGCUUCAUGAGCCUUUACGAAGCACUUCAUCGCCGGUGCCGCUAGCGCAGCCGAUGAGUUGCGAUCCGUCUGCCUCCAGAAACACGGCAGUCCCGUCGGAAGAAGGAGAGGGAAGGGAGGGCGCUGCUCAAGACACUGAAACGUCGAACGAAAAUCCCAGAACUUGGGUGAUCACCUUUCUUUCGGCCUCCUCACUCCUCCUAGGAUUUCCAGCAAUAUGUUCCAGAGGAAUCGGGUUGCCCAAAGUCGGUCUAGGGAUCGAAGGAAUCAACUCUCGAGUCGCCCGAUGGCUGGUUUCUCGCAGAGACCAAUCCCACCAUCCCGGUCCAAAUCUUGAUCCCUCUAGUAGUAGUAACAUCAAAGGCGUCGUUUGUCUCAUGGACUUCUAUCAAUCCCCCAAGGAAGCUUUGGUUUCUUUACUUGUAGACUGUAACUUUACCUCCUAAGAACAUCCCUACCUGUCAAUUAUUCAGCUCCAAACUUCCCAGAAAACUUCCCAGAAGACAACUUGUAACUAGAACUUUUCAUUUCUUCCGUGUCCAGUAGAAACGCCCCCAGCUACCAACCAUUUUAUUUUCACAUUCCUUCACAAGAUUUUUUUUUUCUUCUUCUUUCUCUUGCCUUUUAUGUCGCCAAUUUUUGUUCUUUUUAUUUGGGUUAUGAGGUUUCAUUACAUGGCCAUACUACUUGGCGCUCUUGUAGAUUUGUUUCUUUUCCAUUUUGCUACUAGAUUCAAAAAGUUCUCUUUCUUGCUCAGUGGGGGGGGGCAUUUCUCUUGAUUGAUCCAAGCCUUUUCUUACAUACUCUAGAUAUCCCUACCAUUAACUAAUACUAAUACGUUCAUUAAGAACAACAAACAAACAUAAUCCAAUCCAUCGUCAUGCUUUCUCAUAAAUUUCUCACAUCGUCCAGCCAAG